AUGAGCGAAUCGUUUGACAAGCUAAAAUUAUCGAACGAAACAAAAGAGAGACUGCGAGCGAUUUCUAUAACAAGUCCAACCAAUGUGCAAAAAGAUGUAAUUAGAUCAUUUAACGAUGAUUUAAUAGUAGAGUCGCCGACUGGAACGGGAAAAACUCUGGCAUACUUGGUGCCCAUCAUAGACUUUUAUCUAAAAAAUAAGCCUAGAAGGAUAGUGGCCUUGAUUUUGGUUCCGACCAGAGAGUUAGCUCAGCAAGUCAGUAGUGUUCUUGUCAAUCUUGGUGUAAAAAGCACCGUCAUAAUUGGUGGCAACAACGAAGCUCUAAGCUUUGAUGAGAUAUUGGUGGCAACUCCCGGAAGAUUCAACAAGAUAUUGCUCAACAGCAGAACUAUCAUGUGUCCAAGGACAAACGUUCCUUUGCACACGCUUCUAAAAAAAAUAGAUUUUCUAAUCCUUGAUGAAGCGGAUAAGCUGCUGAGCCUGGGAUUCCGAAGUCAAUUGCUGAGUAUUACCGCUCAGAUAAAGGCAAAAAGAAAUGCACUGUUCAGCGCCACUAUGAAUGACGAUAUCUCUUCUCUGUGUAAAAGCUUUCUAAAAUCUCCAAAAACGAUAAAAAACCACGAGAAAAUACCCUUGGAUAUACGCUAUGUCUGUGUGAAUCCAUUUGGUAAACUGAGCAUGCUUUAUAAUGUGAUAAAACGGAAUAAAAAGGUAAUUUGCUUUUUUUUGACAUGCAACGAAGUCGAUUACUUCUAUUACCUGUUCACAGCGCUCGGUAUAAAAGAAAUUGCAAGAAUCCAUGGGAAAAUGAAACAGGAAGAGCGAAACGCGGUGUACAAGAAUUUCAAAAGUGUGUUGUUUGGAACCGAUCUGGCAUCACGAGGCAUUGAUUUUUUGGGCGUUGACGUGGUAGUGCAUUUUGAUAUACCACUGGAUCCUGAGAGUUUCGUGCAUAGAAGUGGUAGAACCGGAAGAAACAACAAACAUGGACGGGCAUUGCUGUUUAUAACCGACAACGAAAAGAAAUACCUAAAUUAUUUGAAAGUUAAGAAGAUUGACAUUUCCGAAGAGCGGAGUAUUCGUGAUGAGACAGGUAAUGGUGUGAACGAUCACAAUGAUGACGUUGAAGAUAACGUUAAGAAACCAGCAAAUGUGGAUCGAAUGGAUCAGCCAGCAAAGAAAAAGAAAGUGGACUAUGAAGGGAUGGAAGUGGAAAAUAAAAUAAUGGAAAAAGAUAAAUUAGCAUGUUCUAAUGAUGAAAAUAUAUGGAAUGCAUCACGCUACGUAUGCUUGGAUAGGAAAGAAAAUGAAAGCAAUAGAGAUAUACUGAUCGAAAGCGAUCGUGGACAGGAUGUAAUGAGCUUUAAUGAUACAAGCCUAUGUCUAUUCGAGAAUUUUGAAGCUAUGAAAGAGUACAUAACCGAUGAAAUACUAAAAUUAUCGGUGAAAGCGUUUGUGGCCCAUAUAUGUGCGUAUAAGGAGCACAAGUUGAGAUUUCUCCUCGAUUUUAAGGAACUAGAUUUCGAUUCUUUAGCCAAGCUACAUUUCCUGGUAAAGAUACCUAAAAUGAAGGAACUGCACGGUAUAAAAUUUAAAGAUUAUGACAAUAAGCAGAGGAUAGAAUGA
Messenger RNA from Vavraia culicis subsp. floridensis, 1626 nucleotides. RefSeq lists its product as uncharacterized. Gene Ontology annotation, cellular component: nucleolus. The record is from RefSeq and is a predicted model, not a curated record. The transcript has a single exon. NCBI's taxonomy places the organism in Eukaryota, Fungi, Microsporidia, Pleistophoridae. The coding region runs from base 1 to 1626 and encodes 541 amino acids. Gene Ontology annotation, molecular function: nucleic acid binding; ATP binding.